AUGCCAACAACCCUCGCAUUCAUCGGCUGCGGCAACAUGGGCUCCGCAAUCCUAAGCGGGCUUUUAGACGCCACCCGCUCGGAACCCGCAACCGCCAAAAUCACACACUUCACCGUGAGCACCAAAAGCGCAACAUCAGCGGCCAAGCUGCGGGCCGAAUACGCCGCAGACUCGUCGCGGGUGACCGUCGCGCACGGAGCCAAUGUGCGCGCCAUGCAAGACGCAGACAUCGUCAUGCUGGCGUGCAAGCCGUUCCUGGCGCAGAGUAUUCUGGCCGAGCCGGGCGUGGCGGCGGCGCUGGCGGGGAAGUUCGUGAUCAGCGUCAUGGCAGGGAAGACGCCGGCUGAGAUCAUGGAGUUCGUGUAUGGGAAUGAUGGUGGCUCCGCAUCGCAGACGGAGGACAGGCCGGUGAUUGUCACGGCGAUGCCUAAUGUGGCGGCGCGGCUGCGUCAGUCCAUGACGAUUGUUGAGGAGAACGAUGCGCUCUCGCCGGAGCGGGCGGAGGUUCUGAAGUGGAUUUUCGAGCAGAUUGGCACGGUCAAGUUCGUGGCGCCGGAUUUGGUGAAUGCUGGGUCGAUGGUUUCGGGGGCGGCCAUGGCGCUCAUGACCGUUGCUGUUGAUGGCAUUAUGGAUGGUGCUGUUAUGGAGGGCUUUCGACGCCCGGAUGCGAUGGAGGUGUCGGCGCAGGUGUUGGAGGGCUUGGCUGGGUUGUUGAGGGAGGGGGUGCAUCCGGCGGUUUUGAGGGAGAGUAUUUCUUCGCCGAAAGGGUGUACUAUCCAGGGAUUGUAUGCCCUGGAGAAGAAUGGGGUGCGCGGAGCGUAUGCUGAGGCGCUGGUGAGAGGCAUCAAGCACUUGAGGGGGGAGACGUAG
Molecule: messenger RNA, 870 nt
Organism: Aspergillus nomiae NRRL 13137
Lineage: Eukaryota; Fungi; Ascomycota; Eurotiomycetes; Eurotiales; Aspergillaceae
Product: pyrroline-5-carboxylate reductase
Exons: 2
Coding region: 1-870 (289 amino acids)
Biological process (GO): L-proline biosynthetic process
Molecular function (GO): pyrroline-5-carboxylate reductase activity
Source: RefSeq, a predicted model, not a curated record